AUGACAGACAAACAUAAACUGAAAUACAAAGCGAAAAAUUUCGCAUGUUUUGCUGAAAUAUUUCAGAGUAAAUGCCCGGGACUUUCAAGAUAUUAUAUGUUCAAAGCACAAAAAAUUACUCAAGAUUUAUCUGAUGAACUUUCAAAUUCUUGGAGGAGCAAAUAUCAAAAUCAUAUCAUCGGCAGAUAUUUGCGUAGUAAAAACAAAGUGGCAGUAACAUGCCUGUUGUUUUCUGAAUCUUUGUCUAAAAUAAGAUUAAAGAAGAAAAAGCAGAAAAAAACCACCACAGUAAAGAACGUCAGCCUGCUAAGUCCUGAUUCACCCUUGUUAACCAGCACUCCUUCCAUGAGCAACUUGAGCAUGUCAUCUAAUAACAGCAAAUGGGAACCAGAUGCAACUCCAUUAAGUAGCAAGUAUUGCAGGAUUACUCCAAGUAGUCGGAAAAAGAAUUCAAAGAAAUUUGAUCAUCUGAAGAAAUUGUUUGCUAAUCAGAAAAUGGAGGCAGAAGAUUCAUUGAUAGAUUUUUUACAAUCUGUUACAUGA
Molecule: messenger RNA, 543 nt
Organism: Acanthosepion pharaonis
Lineage: Eukaryota; Metazoa; Mollusca; Cephalopoda; Sepiida; Sepiidae
Source: the annotation of a GenBank genome assembly